UAAAUAUAUACACACACACAUACAUAUAUAUAUAUAUCUACUCUUUGUUUUUUUUUUUGCUUUAUUACUCUCAUUACCGUCAUUAUUAUUCUUACCAUAUCCUCAUGAACGUACUUGACCAACAAAAAGAUAUUGGUGCACUCCUUGAAGUGUGCCAAACCCAAUGGGAGACAUUGCAAUCACACGGAAAAUAUGCUGUCGAUGAGUCCAUUCGUCAAUGUAGCCGAGAUUUACACGAAGGAAUCAAACUCCUAGUCAAUCUACAAGACGAAUUAGACGAGGUUGGUCAGGAGGAGGUGGAUUCAGCUUGGCUAGGUCGAUACUCAUUUACUAUGGAAGAAGUUCAGAAGAGAUUACAAAGUGCAAUGGAUAAAACGAAAAAAAAGUCAGUAACAAACCUGUCCCCAAUCUUUACCAAUUCAAUCGCAGAUAUGGCCACGACAGCAAGCUCCACGCCUGGUCUUACCAAACAUCUGAAACAACCACAUGGUCAGCCCACCAAAGAUACUGUUAUUGAAGAACAAACAUGUUAUGUAAAGGCAGUUCCAAUGGUAACCCAGUCUGCACCGCUAAAGUUACCAGGACAACUAUCCAGCUCACUCCGGUCGACAUCCUCAUCGAGUCAAAAUACAUGCUUGUUGAACAGCAGUAUAUCCGAAGAGGACGAAGACGAAGACGAGGAUGACGAUUACAAUGACGAAGACUCUUACACACAAGAUACCCCCAAAAAUAGUCAAGAGGCUCUUGUUCCAGCACCAAGGUUCACAAUUUCAUCUCCAGAGAAGCAAUUCGUCGGAUACCCAUUUCUAAAUCGAGUUUCCGAGCCGGUUCUGGAGGACAUGGACCAAGAGAUUAAUAAUUAUGGCUCGAGUCCACUAGAAUCCAAGCAAUUUGACAACGACUAUCAGCAAUAUUCUUCUGCCAUUUCACUUCCCAAAAUCCCAAAAUCCAAUAGCAGUGUGAGUAUGUAUUCUCUUCCGCCGAGAUUUAUAGAUUCGCCUGCCCGCCAAGAAAAUUACAACAUUCAACCGCCGGUUUUUCCUACGGCCUCUGAAAGCACCGAGAGAUCAUUUGGCAGACGGUCCCUGACGAUUGAAGAAUUUCCUGAAUUAAAGGUCGAUACCGAGCGACGAUCUAAACUGCUGAUUCCUCUGCUCAAAUCAAAGAACUCCUCAAGAUCUACUCCGUUGCCAGGUGCUCCUGCUCGUAUAAACUUUUACAAAAAUGAUGAAAAUAGUGAUAGUAAAGACAAUGAAAUCUUUGCUUCUGAUGCAAUCGUCAACCAUCCUCUCCGGAUAGGUAUCGGUUAUGGAAGCUACAUUUGCUACAGCUGUACCGUUCUGAGCAACAAGGGAGCAUCCAUCAUUGUGCGAAAACGGUACUCUGAUUUUGUUGAUCUUAGAGAAGAACUUAUCAAAAAAUACCCAAAAAUGAAGAAGAACAUACCAAAAUUACCUCCAAAAAAGGUUGUUGGAAAUUUCACUCCAGUAUUUGUGGAGCAUCGAAGACGUGACCUUGAGUACUUUUUCAAAUAUGUUGUAUUACAUCCAAGCUUAGGCAAUAGUUCUAUUGUAAAGCAUUGGAUCGCUCCCUAAAUGUCCUUAAUAUCUUUCUUUUAUUAAUCUUUAGUUUUUGUUAUAUUUUAUUUGCGUUUUUUUUUAUUUAUUUUUUUUCUUAAAAAAAUAUCCCAUCAUAUACUUUAUUACUACUUUAUGUAUAUAUAUAUAUAUAUUUAUUUAGAAUAAAUUCUUUAAAGAGAACCAUUGGUU
Phycomyces blakesleeanus NRRL 1555(-) is the source of this 1769-nucleotide messenger RNA. RefSeq lists its product as hypothetical. Gene Ontology annotation, biological process: retrograde transport, endosome to Golgi. Gene Ontology annotation, molecular function: phosphatidylinositol-3-phosphate binding. The record is from RefSeq and is a predicted model, not a curated record. The transcript is spliced from 6 exons. NCBI's taxonomy places the organism in Eukaryota, Fungi, Mucoromycota, Mucoromycetes, Mucorales, Phycomycetaceae. The coding region runs from base 105 to 1595 and encodes 496 amino acids.